GGCUGUGCACCGAGUUCGGGUACACCCCGUAAAUACAAAUGUAUACACAUAGUACGGUCGUGUACCAUCGGAUUCAGUCUCAGUCGUGUACGCGUUGCCGUCCGGACGCGCGUUCGAGUGUAUGUGUGCCAGAUGACUUGCCAUCUGCAGCAUUGCGCUUGAAGACGUUGAUCAGAGGACCGAAAAUGUCGUUGCUUAGCGCGACACAGUCAACAGUCCUGGUGCCAUUGCUCCUGCUGCUAGUCUUAUCAGUUACUGCCAAAGAGUACUACCGUUCACAAUGUGACAAGAGUUCUUGUUACCCAGCUACUGGAAAUUUAUUGAUUGGCCGUGAAAGUAAUUUAGUAGCAUCAUCUACUUGUGGUAUAAAACAAAGGGAAAAGUAUUGUAUUGUAAAUAAUUUAGAAGAACGUAAAAAGUGUUUUUGGUGCGAUUCAAGACAACCGGCUCAACCAAAUACCAAGUUUCCAUUAAGUCAUAGAGUUGAAAACAUAAUUCAGCGAUCUGAGAACAGUACAUCUACCAACCAAUGGUGGCAAUCGGAAAAUGGCGUUGAAAAUGUUACCAUACAGUUAAACUUGGAAGCUGAAUUUCAUUUUACUCAUUUAAUUAUUAAGUUUAAAACAUUCCGACCAGCUACUAUGUUAGUGGAAAGAUCAUAUGAUUUUGGUAAUACGUGGCAGGUUUAUAGGUAUUUUGCUUAUGAUUGCGAUUCAGUUUAUCCUAAUUUACCAAAAGAACCUCCUCGUAAUCUGACUGAAAUAGUGUGUGAUCAAAGAUACUCAUCAGUGCUGCCAUCUGCAAACGGAGAGGUGAUUCUUAAAGUUUUGCCUCCAAAUUUAGCACACACUUAUAAUGAUCCUUAUUCAACAGAAGUCCAAAAUCUACUCAAAAUGACCAACUUGAGGAUAAAUUUUACAAAAUUGCAUACGCUAGGUGAUGACUUGUUGGAUAGCCGAAAUGAAAUAUUGGAAAAAUAUUACUAUGCCAUCACCGAAAUGGUAGUCAGAGGAUCGUGUUCAUGUUAUGGCCAUGCAUCUCGCUGCUUACCUAUACCGGGUACUCCUAACGUACCAGACAUGGUACAUGGCCAAUGUGAAUGUACACACAAUACUAAAGGUCUGAACUGCGAAGCUUGCGAGGAUUUUUUCAACGAUUUUCCAUGGAAACCUGCUAUUGGACGACAGACAAAUGCUUGCAAGCGAUGUAAUUGUAAUAAUCAUGCUACAAGUUGUCACCAUGAUCCAGCUGUAUUUGAAAUGACUGGACGUACUAGUGGUGGAGUAUGUGACGGAUGUACAGACAAUACAAUGGGUCGCAACUGCGAACACUGCAAACCAUAUUUCUAUCAAGAUCCAACGAAACCAUUUACUGACCGCGAUGUUUGCCUGCCGUGUGACUGUGAUCCUAGUGGUUCAUUGGACGAUGCCAUAUGUGAUUCUAAAACUGAUCUUGUUAACGGACUAGAAGCUGGACGUUGUCACUGUAGGACAAAUGUUGAAGGUAGACGUUGUGAUGUUUGUAAAAAUGGAUUUUGGAAUUUCACUGAACAGAACGUUGACGGAUGUCAAGCUUGUACAUGUAACACUCAGGGAACCGUCGACAAUUUGGGCUGUGAUAAAAUAUCAGGAGAAUGUACUUGUAAACGAUUUGUGAUUGGUCGAGAUUGCAACCAAUGUAUGCCUGGUCAUUGGGGAUUAUCCGAGGGUCAAGAUGGUUGUAAGCCUUGCGAGUGUGAUGUAGGUGGUUCAUAUGAUAAUAUGUGUGACGUUAUUACUGGACAGUGCAAGUGUCGGCCACAUUUGACCGGACGCACGUGUAGUACACCGGAACAAAAUUUCUUUGUUGGGCCCGUCGAUAUAUUGAUCAGUGAAGCUGAAUUAGCUAAUUGUACAAAUAAUUGUCAAGUACAUAUUCGAGAGCCUUUUAGAGAUGGGAGAGAUAACACGUGGACUGGAACGGGUUUCAUGAAAGUUUACGAUGACGCUGAAUUGACUUUUGACGUUAAAAAUGUACCUCUAACUACCAACUAUGAAAUAGUUCUUAGAUAUGAACCUCAAGUACUUUACGAUUAUGAUAAUGUGAAAGUAACAUUGGAAAGAUUAGACCCUAAUGAACCAAAUGGAACAUGUGCUAAUUACGAAUUAAAUUAUAAUACUGGAGAUGUCAGAGAAGUGGUUUUAUCAGCUGCUUCUCAAGUUGCAAUAGCAUCACCGCCUGUAUGUCUGGAAGCUAAUAAUGAUUACAAAGUACAUGUAACUUUCGAAAGAUAUUAUAAUAAAUCGCAAAACCCAUCCGCUUCUAUUCUAGUGGAUUCUGUAGUGUUAAUACCUUAUGUAGAGGCAAUUCCAUUCUUUGAAGGGUCACCUGCAAAUGAACAGAGGUUAGCAGAGUACAAACACUACAGGUGUAAAGAAGCAUUUUAUACUGUUCUCAGGGGACGCAUUCACGAUGUUUGUCAAAAAUACCAUUACAGUGUUGGAUUUUAUUAUUUAGAUGGAGCUUUCUCUUGUCAAUGUGAUCCAACUGGAUCAGUUAGUACUAUUUGUGAUCCUCUUGGUGGUAAAUGUUCAUGCAGACCAAAUGUUGUUGGUAGAAAGUGUGAUCGUUGUGCCCCAGGGACUUAUGGAUUUGGACCCGAAGGAUGCAAAGCUUGCGACUGUAAUAGUGUUGGUGCUCUGGAUAACUUGUGUGAUGUAGUGACUGGUCAGUGUAAAUGUCGAGCACAGACUUAUGGUAGGGAAUGUGAUCAGUGUGAACCAGGUUCAUGGAACUAUCCUAAUUGUCAACGCUGUGUAUGCCAUGGACACUCCGAUGUAUGUGACUCUCAUACAGGAGUUUGUUUAAAUUGUCAAGGGUUCACUGAAGGAUAUAGUUGUGAUAGGUGCAUUGAAGGAUAUUAUGGUGACCCUCGGUUAGGUAUUGACAUACCCUGUAGAGCAUGUCCUUGUCCUGGUACAGUUGAAUCUGGUCAUUCAUUUGCACAUCGCUGUGCUCUUGAUCCAAGAACGCAAGACGUUUACUGCGAAUGUCAAACAGGAUACAAAGGAUCAAGAUGUAACUUAUGUGAUGAAAAUUAUUAUGGAAAUCCUGAGGUGCCAGGCGAGUAUUGUAAACCUUGUACCUGUAAUAAUAAUGUAGAUAUUAGUAGACCUGGAAAUUGUGACCCGCAUACUGGAAAAUGUUUAAAAUGUUUAUUCAAUACUGAAGGAGAAAACUGUGAGGUGUGUAAAACUGGUUAUUAUGGUGAUGCAAUUAAUCAAACAUGUAGAGAAUGUGUAUGUGACUUUUUGGGAUCACAAUCUUCUGUAUGUAACCAUAUGACAGGACAAUGUCCAUGUUUAAAUAACGUAAUAGGACUUUCUUGUGAUCAAUGUAAACCAAAUCAUUGGAAAAUUGCUAGUGGAACCGGUUGUGAACCUUGCAACUGCGAUUCAAUAGGAUCUUUGUCAAAACAAUGUAAUCAAUUUGACGGUCAAUGUCAAUGUAAACCGGGAUUUGGUGGAACACAAUGCAAUCAAUGUCAAGCUAACUACUGGGGUGAUCCUAAUAAAGAAUGCUUCCCUUGCGACUGUAACCCAGAAGGGUCAGCGACACAACAAUGUAACCAAACUACAGGCCAUUGCAAAUGUAUGUUGGGAAUUGGUGGACCAAAAUGUGAUGUGUGCGAUAGAGGUUACUUAGGAACAGCUCCCAGUUGUAGUCCUUGUGGCGAAUGUUUUGAAAAUUGGGAUCAAACACAGAAAAAGUUAAUUGAACAAACUGACAACGUUAUAAAGUCAGCAUCUGAUAUUAAGGCUACUGGAGCAUCUGGAGCAUACACAGUUGAGUUUGAAAAUAUGGAAAAAAAGAUAGCGGAUGUAAAAAAUAUUCUACAUACUACUACCAAGAGCUCCAUAGAUUUACAAUCAAUUAAUGAAGUCAUUGAUCAAUUGAGAGCGAAUCUUACUGUGAUGGAUCAAUUGAACAUAGUGACCAAAAAUCUGGACAAUACUACCCAGAAGUUUAUAUUAGCCAAUUUGACUUUAGAAAAUCUAAAAUCUAAAACAAUAAAUUUAAAAGAUCUUGCCUUAAACUUAAAACAAAAUUCAACAAAGCUGCAGGAGCGUAACGUCGAAGGAGCGCUUAAUAUAACUAAAGAUGCUUUUGAGAGAGCACGAAUGUUGAAAAUCAAGGAAAAUGUCCAAGAUGGUCUUUUAGCUGACGCCGAACGUCAGUGCAAAAGAACAGAGGCUUUCUUUGGUCGAAAUGUUAACACUUUCAAUCAAGGAAUUAAAGAUAAUGAAAAAACAUUAGAAAAACUAAACGAUGAUAUGAAUAAUUUAAAUCAAGCUAUUCCAAAAUUAAAUCAACAAAUAUGCGACAAAGGCAGUGAAACUUGUGACCAGCUUUGUGGUGGUGCUGGAUGUGGUUUUUGUGGUGGGUUAUCAUGUGAAGGUGGAGCUACUACUAAAGCUGAAAGAGCUUUUAGUUUCGCUAAAGAAGCUGAAAAACAUAUUCGAGACAAAGAAGCUAAAGCUGAAGAACUGUACAGAGGAAUUUCACAAGCCAAUCAAGAAAUAAACAACGUCUUGGGCAACACCAAACUUACAGGAGAAUUGUCCAACGCAACUAAAAUUCAUUCGGAAAAUAUUCUUAAAGAAUGUUAUUCAGUUAUUGAAAGAAACGAGCAGUUUUUGAAUCCUAUGGAUGGAGUAAAAGCCACAGAUGUAGCUGUUAAAAUUGACGAGAUUUUACGAUUAAACAUACAAUUAAAACCAGAACAGCUACAACAAUUGUCUGAAGAUAUUAAUAAAACAUUGUCAACGCCUAAGAACAUUGACAAAAUUAUAGCAGACACGGCAGAAGAUUUACUUUUGGCGAAGAAUUUAUACGAGCAGGCAGAAAAAAAACAAAUGGCCGCUAAAAACAUACUUCAAGUGGCAGAACGCGUAGAAGAAGCCCUCGCAGAAACUCAACAAAUUCAAAAAAAAGUUGAAGAUAGUAUAGUAGUUACCAACCAAAAUAUCUUGGAUGCUACAAAUAGCUUAACAAAAAUCAAAUCUGACUCGGUUGGUGCUCAAGAAAAUGUUCAAAAAUCGAUGAACGACAUAGUUACAAUAGAAAAGAAACUGAAAAAUCUGCAAACCGGUUUCCUUAAAAACGACCGUGACGCCGAUGAAGUCAAGUCAGAAGCUAAAAGUCUAAUACAAGAAGUAGACGAAACAGAAAAGAAAGCGACUCAAUUGUUGUCUGCUUACAAGAAUGCUAAUAACACAUUAGAAAACCGUUUAAAGAGUUCUAAAAAUAACAAAAACAACUCUCAAUAUUUAUUGGAACGUGCUAGUCAAUUAUCUGCCAAUACAACUUUAAAAUUAAAAGAACUUGGAGAUGCUGAAAAAAUGUUCGAAGAACAAGAAAAAUUGAUAUUAAUGCUCAGUAGUGCUGCCGAUGAACUUAACGCUAAGAUGUCAGAACACCUAGAAAAAAUAAAUAGCCAAUCUGAACAUUAUAGAACGUGUAAUAAUUAAAUUAGCGAUGAAUUUCAACAUUAUUAAAAAACAUACCAUUAGUAAAAAGUCUGUUUUUCAAUUACGAGUCAAACUGUUAAGUAUCAUAUAUUUAUUUUAUUAGAUUUCCUUUGUACUUUUUACUAUAUUAUUUAUUAACUUUUAAUGAAAUUACUACUACUUUCUGUCU
Messenger RNA from Daktulosphaira vitifoliae (grape phylloxera), 5679 nucleotides. It is a transcript of the gene LanB1, whose product is annotated as laminin subunit beta-1. The record is from RefSeq and is a predicted model, not a curated record. Bases 39 to 5510 code for a protein of 1823 amino acids. The transcript is spliced from 29 exons. Lineage: Eukaryota; Metazoa; Arthropoda; Insecta; Hemiptera; Phylloxeridae.